CGAUUUAGGUCUGCGUCCUGCUGUUAACAGUCUAUAGGGCGAACGAGGGCAAAGCAAAAGGGACUCGGACAAGAUGUUAAAGCUCUUCUCUGUCAAGGACAAGCAAAAGCAGCAGCAAGAAGCAAAUGCUGGAGCAGGGAAGCCGGGGAAGCUUUCAGCAGGAGAGCUUCGGAUCCAAAAAGACAUGGCCGAGUUGAAUCUCCCGCCCAACAUCACCAUUAGUUUUCCAGAUGGAAAGGACAAACUUAUGCAUUUCUUUAUUGCUAUCCGCCCGGACGAGGGGAUAUACAGGGGAGGCAAAUUCAACUUCGAGUUCAAUAUCCCAACGGGGUACCCCCACGAUGCGCCAAAGGUGCUGUGCACGACGAAGGUUUACCACCCCAACAUUGACCUCGAAGGCAAGAUUUGCCUUAACAUUCUGCGCGAGGACUGGAAGCCCGUGCUGUCCAUUAGCAGCGUUAUCUACGGGCUGCAGUUCCUUUUCUUGGAUCCCAACCCGGAUGACCCUCUCAACAAGGAAGCGGCUCAGAUGUUCGUUGAUAACCCACGCCAGUUUGAGCAGUACGUUCAGCGGGCAAUCCACUACGGCACCUACAUCAACAAUGUGCACUUCCCGUCCUGCACGGCGUAGUCCUGCCUAGCCAACGCAUGUGGGUCAGGCCAGGCUGAUAUGCCGGCCGGCCGAGGAUGGGGAAUGAGUACUCGCUUCUGGAGGGGACGCUUCGCUGCCGCGUUGAGAACUGGCGUAACUCGCACCUAGUUUGCUGUCAAAGCCCUUGCGGGGCAGGCAUCUCCGCGAGUGUCGUUUUCGCCCCCGCCAAACGGAGACAAAGCAUCUACCAGCGCCAACGCAAUUUUGCCUCGUUUAAAAUAUUGGACAUACACGGCGCCCAGAAGUCGGGAAUACGGAUUUAUCUCUGCAGUUGGGGAUUAGUGGUGCACGGGACGCUGGCAUGCUGCUGCGGGGAAGUACGCGGACCUGCCAUGGGUUUGCCACACCCAACGGUGCGCUUUUUCUGCGGCAGCGGAAUCGCCUGGUCAGGGGAGAUAUUUAGCUUUUGGCUUGGAGGCAGUGCAUGCAGUAUCUGCAGCCGUGCCACACGGCGAUUCGGGUGCCGUGCCCCUCAGGCUGGCCCUGACUUGAGGGUGCCUGACGGGACGGCGACGAUGUGGAUGAGGAGGACGGCGGUGUAGUGGCAGUUCGAUGGCUGGCUUUUGUCUGCAGCCCCUGGCACACGUGUGAUGACUGCACAGACAUCAGGCCAGCACCACCCACGUGGGUUACACAGGAUAUGUAUGGCCUGUGUGGAUUCUAGACCAUGGACGACGGUGAAUGUGCAGGAUGUACCACAGUCCUGUUUUUUCCGUUUGUAGGUAUUCAGGCGGGCACAUGUGGGUGCGCGCUUGUGUCGGGUUAGGGGAUUCAGGCGGAUAAAGCGGAGUUGGGAGUGGGCGUGUGUUUGCGUCGGGUUGUGAGGAUACAGGGGUAUAAACGGGGUAGGAGGGUAGGCUCAGGUGACUGCAGGAUGUGCCGCGAACCAUAAAUGGGCUUUAGGAUAGUCUGUUGGUGCACAACGAAGAUAAUCGGGUAGAGUGCCCCCCGGUUGAGACAGCCCUGUGGAUGGUGUGUACCUAUUACCUAUCGACAAGACAGUAGUAAUUUAGGCCGCUAGACAUGUUUUGUGGGUACGUGCAGCAGAGCUGUGGGUAAAUGUCUACAUCAG
Messenger RNA from Volvox carteri f. nagariensis, 1724 nucleotides. RefSeq lists its product as uncharacterized. The record is from RefSeq and is a predicted model, not a curated record. Gene Ontology annotation, cellular component: nucleus. Lineage: Eukaryota; Viridiplantae; Chlorophyta; Chlorophyceae; Chlamydomonadales; Volvocaceae. The transcript is spliced from 6 exons. Gene Ontology annotation, molecular function: NEDD8 transferase activity. Gene Ontology annotation, biological process: protein neddylation. The coding region runs from base 74 to 631 and encodes 185 amino acids.